This is a messenger RNA of Physella acuta, 840 nucleotides long. RefSeq names its product fibropellin-1-like. NCBI's taxonomy places the organism in Eukaryota, Metazoa, Mollusca, Gastropoda, Physidae. Gene Ontology annotation, biological process: Notch signaling pathway. Gene Ontology annotation, molecular function: peptidase inhibitor activity; Notch binding; calcium ion binding. Gene Ontology annotation, cellular component: extracellular region. The record is from RefSeq and is a predicted model, not a curated record.
AUGUGUAUUUCUAAUUUCCAACAGCUAUUUUUGUCUAUAAACGAAGCCGAGUCACUCAGUCGUGAUCCUUGCUUAAGCUUCAUCUGCUGCAACGGCGGCUACUGUACCUCGCCGCUCGACAUACCCUACUGUGUGUGUCCGCCCUGCUACACUGGCGCCCAUUGUGAGACCAAAAUCACCAACACUCGUGACCCGUGUCUGUACGUGACCUGCUACAAUGGGGGGUACUGCACCGCCCCUGCGGACGCCCCCUACUGCGUGUGCCCCCCUGGGUACACGGGCGCGAACUGUGAGACAGAAGUUAUCUCCCGUGACCCAUGCCUACACUUCAUCUGCUACAAUGGCGGCUACUGCACCGCCCCUGCGGACGCCCCCUACUGCGUGUGCCCCCCUGGGUACACGGGCGCGAACUGUGAGACAGAAGUUAUUACCCGGGACCCCUGCCUACACUUCAUCUGCUGCAAUGGCGGCUACUGCACCGCUCCUGCGGACGCCCCCUACUGUGUGUGCCCCCAUGGGUACUCGGGCAUAAAUUGUCAAACGAAAACAAACACUUCAAGCGUAGGUCUUUGUCCAGAUAUUAUUCCGGGAUCUGCUGGUGUCUGCGGUGGACAGUUCUGCUCUGUUGACAGUGAAUGUCCAUCUGGUCAGAUCUGCUGUGCUAGCGCCUGUGGUGGUAAGCUGUGUACAUUUGGUACACCAGGCAAUGGCGCCGUGUGUCCGGGAGGUUGUCCUGAAGGCUACACCUGUGAGUUUAGACCAGUUUCCUGUAAACCUGGAGUUAUCUGUCUCAAUAGUCCAGUCCCUACCUGUGUCCCUUAUAAAUACGUGCAUAUUUAA